CCCCACAUGGAGGAAUAUGGCUAUCGCUGCACGAAACGUAGCGCGGCUCUUUACCGCUUUUACUGGCGCGUCUGGCGAAUGCAUUGUUCUCACGCAUGAGGGUGUACAUAAAUUUAUAUACAUGUAUAUAUGCCGCCUCUACAAUGUACACACGUCUGUUGUCUGCAAGCGCGCUGACACAUUUGUAAAAAAAAAAAAAAAGGAAACGAAAUGAACCUCAGUCGAAACAUUUUGUCUAAAUUAAAAAAAAAGAAAAAGAAAAAAAAGGACAAUGCGUUGCUAAAUGAAGAACUGAAUAACAUUGAGGAGAAAUGGAUCAGAGCGGAUAACGAAGUAACGGAAGAAACGGCGACGUCGGCCAAAAGAGAAGAACUUUUAGAAUUUAUUCAAAAUCAGGAUGAAUUUAAAAACAUAAAGAAGUUGUCUUCUGACGAAAGUGAAAAAUGUGAAAAGAAGAAAAAAACGAGAAUUAUAAAAAACGAUAAAGACCUGCUAAAAGAGUUGCAAAAACAGAUUGACGAGAAAAAACUGCAAAAAGAGAAGCUGAACAAGGAUAACAUGAAGAGGGAAGAAAUUGAAACUUUGUACUUGACAGAAAUUGAAAAAAAGCAAAAGGAGGAAGAAAGAAAUAUCAUUUUGAAGAACAAGGAAAGCGCACUGAUAAUAAAAAAUCAAAUUCAGGAAAAUUUCCUGAGGAAGCAGGAGGAAGAGCGAAUGAAAAUAAUCGAGGGGAAACUCAUGCAAAAGCAGUUUGAAAAAAACAAAGUCGAAGAACUGGAGAAGAAAAAAGAAAAAGUGGAAGAGCAACGCGUCCUCUACAGUUACAUCCUUGAGAGCAACAAAAAGCACAUUGAAGCCCUGAGCGAGCAGAAGAAGGAGGAGGAGAGGAAAGAUGCCGAAUACGUCAAGUACCAGGAGGAAAAGGCAACGCGAGAAAAGGAAUACGAAGACAAAGUCAAGCGAGAAAAAGAAGAAAAAGAAAAAGAAAUCCACGAAAUACGAAUGAAGCAGAAAAAAAAUGUCGAACUACAAGCGCACUUUGACGAAACACAAGCCUUGAAGUGGCAAAAGGAAGCCAAACGGAAGGAGGAGCAAAAAAGACUUUUGGAGGAAGAGAAAAAGAAAAAAAAAAUAGAGGAAUUAAAAAGCGCCAGAUUGGUUGCAAUGGAGCUGAAGAAGAAGAAAAAGCAGGAGCUAAUAGAGGAAGGCCAAGUGGAGGCCGAAAAUUCCAAAAAAAUAUUCCAACUCCAUGAAAAGGAAAAAUUGCAGAACGCAGAAAGGGAGAAAUUGAAGAAAAAAAAUUAUUAUGAGAGUUUAACCAAGCUGGUUAAUUUAAAAAAAAAACAAACAAACAAUAAAACGGGUAAAAAGUAGUGGACGCCAUCCAAAUGGUCGCAUAAAAACGGGGGUUCCCCAGGGGGGGCCAAGGAGCCACUGGUAUGUAACACCACAGCAGUAUGAAGAAAAAAAAUAUGACGCUGUAAAAAAAAAGCACAAAUUAAGCAAUGUACCAAAUGUACAAACUAAGCGAGUGUACCAAAUAUACAACCUGCGCGAAUGGCGACGAUAAAAACGGCAUGUUACCUGCACAAUCAUACGUCACAGUAGAAAACUCCCAGGUGUGCACACGCAUACGUAAAUGCAUAUAUGUGCCUGUGCGCCCCCUUUUUUUUUCCUACUUAAACUUCCUCUU
This is a messenger RNA of Plasmodium vivax (malaria parasite P. vivax), 1693 nucleotides long. RefSeq lists its product as hypothetical. The record is from RefSeq and is a predicted model, not a curated record. The transcript is spliced from 11 exons. Lineage: Eukaryota; Apicomplexa; Aconoidasida; Haemosporida; Plasmodiidae. The coding region runs from base 211 to 1374 and encodes 387 amino acids.